Molecule: messenger RNA, 1680 nt
Organism: Mobula hypostoma (lesser devil ray)
Lineage: Eukaryota; Metazoa; Chordata; Chondrichthyes; Myliobatiformes; Myliobatidae
Gene: hemk1
Product: HemK methyltransferase family member 1
Exons: 11
Coding region: 290-1369 (359 amino acids)
Biological process (GO): protein methylation
Cellular component (GO): mitochondrion
Molecular function (GO): nucleic acid binding; protein methyltransferase activity
Source: RefSeq, a predicted model, not a curated record
GCGCUUUUAUGCUGGGCAGAGUGGGAAUCAAGUUUGCCCUUGGCUCUGAUGGAGGGGAUCUGCUUUUAGUGCCUCCCAAAUUGGAUUUUAAUCUGUUCUGAUGAAAUGGGAGAUCAGUAAGGAACUCCAUCCAAGGUGGCAAUGAAGUAAGAAGUUCCAGGAGCACUGCAUGUUAAAACUUAAUUCAGGGUCCUCACCCAAAGUGCCAAGGGCAGCAUAAUUAACCGUUCAAGAAAACUUGCAUUAAAAUGACUCUGAUUUAAAAUACCGUGUGGAAAUAAGAAAGAAGAUGUUUAGGAUGAGAAGUAGCUACAUAGGCUGGAAAGUUCUCACUGGACACCACCUUUGCUUGGCUUCACGUACCAGAGUAUGGUCACUUCACCCUGGCCAAAGUGACCACGUCAGCUGCUUUUCAGCUGCCUUCUCUAGGAGUUGUUGCAGUUCUGUGCCUGCAACAGGAGCUGACUGUGUGACUUACUGGCAGCAGAUAUUUGAACAGAGGGCGAUAUCAGAGCCCUUGCUCUCAGCUGAGCACAUCGUUUCCCAUGUGCUUGGAGGAAAAACUAUUCACAGCCUUGGAGCGGAGGCCCUGACUAACCCACUCACUGCAGAGCUGAAGCAGACAAUCUGGGAUUUGUGUUCCAAGCGCCUGCAACACAUGCCUGUGCAAUAUGUGAUUGAGGAAUGGGACUUCUGCGGUCUAACGCUGAAAGUAAAGCCUCCAGUCUUUAUUCCCAGACCAGAAACCGAGUGUUUAGUCGAUCUGGUGCUGUUGGAACUCGCCACAAAAGAAAAGGUUGACUGGCAAAGCUUAAGUCAAGCUUCAAGCCCAAUUUUCCUGGAAAUUGGGUGUGGAUCUGGUGCCAUAACUCUGAGCUUGCUGCACUUCUUCAAACAAGGUUUUGCCGUGGCAGUGGAUAAAAGCCCCGAAGCUGUGAGCCUCACCAGAGAAAAUGCUGAGAGAUUGUGUCUUCACCACAGACUUCAAGAAUUGCAACUCAACAUUUUAUCCGAUGCCCCUGAACUGGCUCGGAUCUGUAAAGCUGUGGACGUUAUUGUCAGUAACCCUCCAUAUAUAUUCCAUGAAGAUAUGCCUGGAUUAAUGCCAGAGAUCCUCAGGUAUGAAGACCAUGAUGCACUGGACGGAGGAGUGGAUGGGAUGAAGGUCAUCAAACCUAUACUUCUUGUUGCAUCUAAAGUUCUGAAAGAAUAUGGGAAGGUUUUCCUUGAGGUCGAUCCCAGGCAUCCUGUGAUGAUUGAAAAUUGGCUUCAGGAAUGUCCCAGGCUGCAGCUCAGCUAUCUAGCCACUCACCAGGACCUCUACGGAAAGCCACGUUUCUGUGUACUGCAGAAGAAGUUAAUACAUUGAAGGGCCAAGACCUUACCUCCUCCAGAGAGCAAGAUUAGUUAUGCAGAUGUCUGCUGGGUUUUUUGCCUUGAAUUGCUGUCACAUGAUUGAUUGAUUGAUUAGAUAUUUGUAUUAAUAAGCAGGUGUACAAGUGUACCUAAUAAAAUGGCCACUGAAUGUAUGGCACCAUAUACUACCUUGAGAUUCCUUUUCAUGCAGGCAAUGACAGGAAAAUAAAGAAAUACAACUGAAUUUAUGAAAAAAAAUAUACAUUAAUAAAUACAUUGGAUUCCGAUUCAUUGGGACAGCCGCUUAUUUGGCACAAUUCUUAC